AUGGCUGCUGCCCUUGCCAAAGACAUGGUUGACCCACAGUGUGUUAAGGCCAUCAAUGCCUUGCUUGCAAGCAAGCUACCUGUCAACCAGCAGGUGGACCAAAUGGUAGCUAGUUACAAAAAAUAUGGCUUGGCUUACACAUGCACAGUCAACCCAAGUGAAAUCCUUUGCCAUCCCCACAACAGAGCCAACCAAAUGUUGUCCUGGGUGGACAUGUGGGACAAAGGCACCAAGAUGUUGAGCAUUGGGAUGAAGAAGCAAUUCUUGGGAGAAUCCAUUGCCAUAGAGACCAGCACUGACAGUACCACCAGAAAGGAGCAGCUGGAGGCCAACCAGAAGCUGAUCCAGGAAUCCACAGGGGCCAUGGCACCCAUGAAUGGCACAGGCUUUCUGAGCUUGUCCACAAGCCACACCACAGCUUUCUUGAGGGCCAUCAACCAUGGGUGUCUCCCAGAAGGGCAACCAGCUUUGGAGCUCCAAAAAGAUGACACGUGUUGGGAACUCAUCCAAGAUGGGUGGCCAUGGCUGAUUCUGAGCCAUUUGGUGGAGAAGCAGUGGCCAAUGCUUCCCAGCAUUAUCCAAGGGGCUUUGAACUCAGCCAAUGCCAUUGCCAAAGCAGCCAAUGAAUUGGAAUUGGCAGCUAUGGUGGCCCACUUGUUUUCCCAAGGCAUUGGAUUGGAUGAAGCCAAGCAGAGGAUCCAGGCAACCACCACUGUUUUACCUGAACAGUUGACCACUCUUUCCCACUUUGUGAAGACAUUCUUUGGUGGUGACACGUUCCCCUUGUUGGCUUUCCUCCAGAACUUCAGUAGGAACUUCAACAUUCAGCUCCAAGUGGGCCAAGACUUGUUGGAGGCCAUCACCUACACCAAUUUCAAAGUUCAUGGGUACCAAAUGCAAAAAGAUUACCCUGGCAUGGUCUUUGCCUGCACUUCCAUGAGUGACACCACCAUCACCAUGGUGCACAAACCUCCUUUGGAACAGGAGAUCCAAGUUGAUGUGCCAUUUGCAGACCUUGGCAAAUGGAAGGUGACCAGGUGCCACAUGGCCAAAGUUUGCCCAGCUCCCACUGUGGAGCCAUUGCUUCCACAGAAUGUGCCUUAUUGCCAGGAGGAGCGCUUGAGGCUGCAAGCCACUUUGGCCUUGCAUGAAGCCCAUGACAAGCACCAAGUGAACCAUUUGCAAGUUGCCUUUGUGACCAGCCCCACAGGCUUGUACACAUUGCAGCCUUUGAAAAAGGCCAAGGUGCUGAAGCUGGUUCCCAUUGGCAAUGUUUCCAAAGCCAAGGAAUCACCACCCAAGGGUGCUAUCUUGAUGGACUUUGGUGGAUUGACCUGGCAAAUCCAAGGUUGGAAGCAAUUCCAAAGUUUUGAGGAUGCCAGUCCCAAGCCCAAUGAUACAUUGGUGCCAUACUUUUGGUGUAAAGCAACCAAGGAGGACUCCAACAUGGAGUUUGGCCAUGUGAACCUGUCCACCAACUAUGGCACACUGAAGGUCCCAGUUCUCACCAAUUCCAAAGCUGUGGAAGCCAACCAGGUUCUCUUGUACCAGAAGGUCGAUGAUGACACCACUGAAGCCACUGAGACCACUGAGGGAGCCACACCUAGCAAGAAGAAGAAAGCCAAGAGAUAA
Molecule: messenger RNA, 1632 nt
Organism: Cladocopium goreaui
Lineage: Eukaryota; Dinophyceae; Suessiales; Symbiodiniaceae
Source: the annotation of a GenBank genome assembly